UUGAGACGUUACAGAACAGCCUUCUCCAGGCAGCAACUGGCAAAGUUGGAAAGGGAAUUCUUGAAAGAGAAUUACGUUUCAAGACCCAGAAGAUGCGAACUGGCUGCUUCACUUAAUCUACCGGAGUCGACGAUAAAGAUCUGGUUUCAGAAUCGUCGAAUGAAGGACAAGAGACAACGC
This is a messenger RNA of Helobdella robusta, 180 nucleotides long. RefSeq lists its product as hypothetical. Gene Ontology annotation, cellular component: nucleus. The transcript has 2 exons. Gene Ontology annotation, molecular function: RNA polymerase II cis-regulatory region sequence-specific DNA binding; DNA-binding transcription factor activity, RNA polymerase II-specific. The annotation marks the transcript as partial. The record is from RefSeq and is a predicted model, not a curated record. Gene Ontology annotation, biological process: regulation of transcription by RNA polymerase II. Lineage: Eukaryota; Metazoa; Annelida; Clitellata; Rhynchobdellida; Glossiphoniidae.